Messenger RNA from Xyrichtys novacula (pearly razorfish), 42228 nucleotides. NCBI's taxonomy places the organism in Eukaryota, Metazoa, Chordata, Actinopteri, Labriformes, Labridae. The record is from the annotation of a GenBank genome assembly.
AUGGGGCCACCAUCUGAGGCCUAUGUUAAUGAGCCAGUGCUUUUAUUAAACUUGCCGCCAGGAGCUGUCAGAAGUAUCCUGAACUCCUGGUGUGCUUCAUCUACCUGGCGGACAGUUCGAUUAGCCCAAAACAGAAGACUCAAGGCGGAUGUCCUUUCAUUACCCCGAUUUUGGGGUAAUAUUAAGCAGGAUUAAACUUCUCAGAAUUGUUGUUCAUCUAUAAGGCUUACAAUUACAUGCAAGACAGCUGCUCUAGGCAUACACUUUUUUCCAACUUUUUCAAGUAUUAAAAAAGCCUGUUGGAUCCCUAAAGGAUUUAUGAAGCAGAUAUGCCAGACAAGCAUAUGGCAGACACAGCACUGUGGUUACAGCUGAGAUACAUAACUCUGAUAUUGCUCACAUUGAUUUGGUUAUAAACACUCAGUGUGUGUGUGUGUGUGUGUGUGUGUGUGUGUGUGUGUGUGAGGAUAGACAGCGUGAAGCAUGCUGAUAUCGAUUCACUCGGACACUUGCUGUGGUAUGCGUUUCCUGUGUACUUUAUGGCUGCUGUAAUUAGCUGCAGAGCCACUGGAGGACAUGCAGGCACCUCUGUUCCUUCUUCGUUUUAUCUAUGUAAACUCAUUUUCAUGGUAAAAUGGUUUUGUACUUGCAGCCUGUGUUUUUGCAUUGAAAGAUGUGCGCACUCACUUCUGCCAGGAUUAACUAUCAGAGCUGAUAAACAGAUUGGAAAAAAAAAAGUCUUGGGCGACGCUAAAUGGCGAUAUGUAUUCCAGGUGUGUCUCUGUAAUCUCUUAAAGUGCAGUUUUUGCAUCUGAAAGCAGAUUGCAUGCCCAUGCAGCUCCUCAGCAAUUAGGAGGCGAGUGUCAACAGUCAACCUUGGCCAAGUCUUAAUGCUCCUUUGGCCGUCUCCAGCCCUUGAACUAACAACAUCACUUCCUGAGUCCCCGGGGAGAGGAAAGUGAAGAGGCAUUUCUGGCUGAGCUGUUUGGCUCCAUCGCGCAUCAGACAGAACAAAUCGAUUAACUUCGAGCACUGAUUGAAAGCAAUACACCUCAGAGAGAAGUAGCUCUGUCGCCGUGACAAGGUACCAGCAGAAGUAUUAAUGAUAAUGAUCCUGAAAUAAAGGACUCUGCUGCUGCUGUUGGAUCACAACUAGCUCUCAUCAUGCUGCCCAGCCAAUGCUAGAUGAAGGCAGAGUUGCAUUAGAAAAAACAAAGCUCCAACAGACAAAAAGCAAUUCUUAUGAGCUCCUUUUAAUAAAAGAGAAGAAUUAAAUUAAGUCAAGCCAAUUAUUCACUCUGUGAGUAAGUAUCUGCAGAGGAAGUUAAUAUUCUCUCACAGUUUAGGCCAAGUAGGGGUUUUUAAUUUCCACAAUGCUUUUGUUUAUGUCUGAAAGAGUAAUUUAAUUCCCAUCAGCUUCUUACUUUGCCUUUAGUGCUAAUUAGAAAAUAUUAGCAUGCUAAAAAGCUAACUCAAAAGAGUGUACAUAUCUGCUAGACGUCAGCAUUUUUUGGACUGUCAUUGUUAGCAUAAUGCCAAGCUAACAUUAGCAUUUCAUUACAGCCUCAUAAAGCUGCUCCCUGGAGCUAAAGAUCGGUUUAGCUUGACUGGCAUACAAAAGGAAAUGAUAAAACUCACAGUACCUUUACCUGUACCUGUAACUACUUUUAUUUUACUCUUUGAUGGGCUAUUAGUUUAAACCUUGUUUCUGUUGUGUUACGGGGGGAUGUUGGGGAUGUAUUUCCCCAGGUGUGGUGGUAAUAAGAAUAUCUCAGGAAUAUAAAUGAGCCAAUAAGCCUUUGCUGGCUUCAGCUGUUGUGUGAUUUGGCUGGCACGUUGUUGACACAGUAUUAGUAGAGACUCAGGUAGAGGCUUGUUAGCUUAGCGGCUGCACAGGUGGGAUCAGGCACAAAUCUGGAUGGGGAAGCAAGAAGUGAACAUCAGGAAUGAAACUACUGUAACAAUGCAAACAGUGUUUCCAAAUAUUUACAUGUAGGAGCAGGUUAUCAGGAAUUAAAAUGAUUUUGACAAAUAGAGACAGGAGGCCUUGAAAGGAAGCAGGAUGAGUCGGCACAAUGUGAACAAGAGAGUUGUGUGUGUUACAUUAAAUGUGGAAAAUACAUUAGGCUUGCUGUGAGACUCAUGUUUGGAAAGCCUGGCAGGAAGAAAAAUCCUUCCUCUUCCAAAGUCUUGGAAGCAAUGAGCGCCCAUUCACUUCUCUAUAACGUGGCUUAGGGAUCAUGUGACCACACAUGCUUCCCAGCUCCAAGUGUACAGCAACUCUUUCCAGACGCCAAUGGAAAACUACAGCUGUAGCUACUGUAUUUCCUCCAACGCACUCCACAAAACUUUUUGGUCUCUCUCUUUCUUUGUGUGCGUCUCUUUGUCUCAUUAGCUUGUGUCAGCAUAUUCCACAAACCCAUCCCCCCUCCUCUGCCUUCUGAACUCUAACUCUGGAUGGAAAGACUGAGACGCGAGGGAGGGGGAAAAAGAGAAGUCGUCUGAAUAUGUGUCAGUUGGCCAAAUCAGCUCCACAUGCUUGGCGUCAUGGAGCAGGAUGUGGCAGACUAUCUACUGGUUCUUCAUCUUGUUUUGUUUUUUCCUCUCUCCACAAACCCCCUUCCUUAUCUCCCUCGGUAACUAUCUUUCGCCCUCUUCUUUAUGGACCCCAUUCCCUCUCUUUAUUGUGCCCUAUUUUGUGCUUCCACCUCCGAUGUCACCACAGGCAAAUUAGACUUUAGUAAUGUAUUGCGGCGUCCUGCUCUGGUCUUAAAUCGGAGGCACGCUCUGUGUGCGGCGGUGUUGUAACUUAAGUUUUUUGCUGCAGCAGUGGGAGCGUUUCAGCUCAAUGCCUGGCAGUUUGACUUUAUUCCAUGGCUUAUUGCUGCAAUAAUGCAGACCAGCAAACUGAGGAGCCCUGUUCGCGCACACACACACGCUGGUUUAUUCAUGCUGGGCUGGAGCCUCGGUUACAUUACCAGUCAACAAGAGCCAGUGUUGGGUAUUAAGCCAAUUUAGUGAUACACACUAGUGCAUCGAGGCUUUUAAUGACUAUCAAAAGCGAGAGUCGCUCACGCUAAUUCAGCACUGCAUGCUAGACUGUGUUUUCAUGCGACCACCCAUCCAUAAGAACUCAUGGCUCUCUCUUUCCUCAUUGAUUGACUGAUUUAUAUCGGCACUCAUGCUUGAAAUAGAAUCCACUUCUUGUCUGUGGUGAAAAUGCAAGGACUCGAGUGCACUCACUGUGUCCUCUCCUCGGCUCUGAGUGUGUGAGGCAGAUGUUCGCUAUGCAUGUGCAAAGGUUCACUGACUGCAACUCUAAAGGUGAAUACGAAAAACAAAUACAAAAAGAUAAAGUGUGCUUCUUUUUUCAUUCUCUUUCUCUCUUUUCUUCACCAACCCCACCUACCCAUCCUGUCUAGUCCUCCCCCCAUUUCUCAGCCUUUCCUUCGCACCCCCAUCCCUCAUCCUCUUAGGGGAGCACGGGAGCAUGCAGUGGAAAAAACUGAGCCAAUAAAGACACUGCCAGAAUCCAUCCACUCCCUGUGCCUCAUGUAGUUACUGAGGGAGAGAAAGAGUGGUGGAGCGGCUGGAAAGAGAGGCAAAAGUCCACCGUUAACAUCUUAGAUGGAGGAGGUUAGUGUAGAAAGGGAAGUAGGAGGUGUGAGGAUAGGUGGGGAAGGGGGGUAGAAUGAAGAUGGAUAGGCUUGGAUGGUUGGAAGAAAGUUCUAAGAGGGAACAUGUGGAUGAACAUAUGGAGAUGUACCCAGGGAUGUUUGUGACGGAGAGUCUGGCCAGUCUUGGAGUCUCCCCUUGGGGGCUUUGCAACAGGUGCAAUCCUUUACAGCCCCGCAGCUACAACUUUUAUGUUUGUUAGUGGUGGAAAGCUCGAGAGUCCUCAUGCUGUUAUCGCACCGGAUUGCCUUUCUGCUUAGUUUUAAUUGGAGAAACUUAAGAACUUAGAUUUGAAAGACCUAGUUUGAAAGUGCUGUCUUAAACAGAUGUUCAACACGGAGGGCAGAGACGAGUUAAAGUUGAACAAAAGGUGAGAUAAAAUUUGGUUCAGGUGAGGUCUCUUCUCUCGUAAAUCAUUGAGUGUUUCCAGACUAACAUACAUUGCCGCCUGAUUAGCUCAUUGAUCGUCUUUUUCAAAGAUGGCCCCCUGCUGAUUGCUGGAACUAGGCCAAACCCACCUACCAUGCACAGUAUGUGAGACGGUAACAGCACACACCAUGACAUGCAAGCACACCAAGCCUGGAAGUCCUAGACUAGUCUACCCAAGCUGUAUCCAGAAGCCCUCCGUUCCCUGUCAUUUUGUUUAACAUCAGCACAGACUGAUCCCAGAUGAGGCCAAUUUCAUGGCAACCCGUACCCCCCCUCAGGCUCUGCAUUUUACAAUAUCUCAUUCAGGGAUCCUUCACGGCACACUAUCAUUUUGUUUUUCCAUUUUUUUUGUUUGUUUUCUUUUUGUGAUGAAGCAUUUAUGAUUAUGUCUCUCAGGGUUGUCAUAACAAUUUACUCCCACAAGGCCAAGAUAUGAAAGGCUCAUAUGCAUGUGAACUGGAGCAUUUAGAGCAAUUCUCAUUGAAAGUGUGGUCACAUGCUGCAGCAUGGCCUGGUUUUUCUUGUAAGGAGAGAAGAGCUUUGAGAAAAUGGAGGAGAAGACAAAUCUAUUAUCUCGACGUCACUCUCAGGAGGCGUCAAAAACAGUAUCCUUUCUUGUAUUACACAUAGACCAUCAUGAUAAUUGCAUCCUUCUUGUCAGUCAUUUUUCUUUGUCUUCCUCUCACAGGCAAAAAAAGACAAGAAUAUCUUCAAAAAGAGGUCUAACAUUUGUUAUCUCUAACCUUACUUUUCAUCCGCAGAUGUUGAGCAGAGCACCACCAGACUUUAAACUUUGGCUGUCUCUUAGGUCUGUCUCUGCACUUGAAUCGAUGAAAUUUAUUGACAAUGACAAAGUGAAACAGGCAAAGUGUAAAGUAGUGUCUGUAAAGGGGCAAAGAAGAGAUGACGUUGAAUCCACAAGACCACAAUGUUACAUUAAAAAAGCUGGUUUUAGGAGAUUGUAUCAUUUACACUUUCACACUACAUUAUUGAAAUAGACUGUUAGAAUGAGACUCUUAUUUGAUCGUUCAAAAUCAAAAUACCAAUCUUUUGAUCAUUUUCUUUGUCAAUGAAGUACUAUAGUUGGUAUAAUUGAUGGACAUCGGAACAGGUCCAUAAAAUAAAGCCUAAAGAUUUAGAGCACCUUCUCCAUGUUAACAGAUGGGACAUGGGCCAGACUUUAAAAUGAAAUACAUUCAGGACAUUUCCAGGAAUGGUUCUGUGGUUAUAGUCAUUAUUAUGUGUUUGAUUUAUUCACAAAUAUCCUUUUUUUCCCCCUGAGAAUUGUAGUUUCAGAAGGUCAUUUGAUGAAAUGAAAUGGGGGAUAUAACCAGGAUUACCAGUACAAUUUACAAAAAUGUCAAUCUUUGCUGUGUAAUCAGUAAGUUAAAUAUGUGGGGCGCCAUGUGUACGCCGUGGAUCUAAGCAGUGAUCUCUUCAAAUUUCCAAGAUGGCCAUGUCUUUUAAAGGGGGUUGUUUGGCUUUGUUUUUGAAGACAGAGAGUUCUGGAUAGUUUUUCUCCAUAUUUUUAAAGAGUUAAAGUAUAGCACGUAAUGAACUGAGUUAUUGCAGGUGUUAGCAUGGAGCCUUAUAGUGACUAAAGGCUUUGACACUUCUCUUAGUUGUACUGUUUCUUGGUAACAGAAUGGGUCUUAUCUGGGCUGAAUCCCCACAGUGUUCACUCAUUUGGAACUACUAAGUACCUCAAAGCUCCUGUGAAGGUGUUUUUUUUUCCUUCUUUAAUCAUAAAACAAACAGAAAUCAAUGUUGAUACCUUUCUUUAAUGUUCAAAAGCAAACCAUGAGUUUAAAGUUUGAUCUUUUUAAUGUCUUAAACUGCAGCAAAGGUGUAAGUGUCAAAAGAAGUGAUCACAAAAAAGAAGUAGCAAAAACAUUCAGCAGUAAAGGUCCUCACUGAAGCUUUAAACUUUUAAAAAGAGUUUUGAAGUGGUUCAAAAGUGUAAUCCUGAUGGCUCUGACCCUCAAAAGCAAAUCAUACCAGUACCAAGAAUUUGUUUACUUCAGCACCAUUGUUUUCAUGUGCAUCCUCUCUGUAAAUAAGUCAGUGAAUGACUGGAAACAGGCUGAUCAAUCCAACAGCCAAUUAAUUGAGCAAAUUAUUGGCAUUUUGAAAUAACCAUAUUGACAUUAACUCUCACAUAUGUCAUCGUAUUUUUUUUUGCAAGUGGUAAAACAAGUAAAUGAUGCCAUCUGAUACUGCUUUUGACACAAAUGUAAGUCAUCUUCAGGAACCUAUAGCAUAAUCCCAUAAAUUCUGGAUUAACUGGGAUUCAUGCAUUGAAUAAUGGAAUUAGACUCAUAAAUGAUCACUACUUCUAACUCAAGGUUUGUCUUUUUAUCAUGGUUUUAUUACCAACUGAAUAAAGAGAGGCCUAUUUUUGAUGAAUAUUACAGACAAAUGUGCCUGCCAGGGUGAGCGAAAAGAUAAAAAGUGGAGGAACUGAAAUGGCAAAUUGAAGCGUAACAGUCAGAUACACUCGUUAAUUUUAGGUGAUCAAUCUAUGCUAUUUUUUUAUUAUUUCAAACUGUCUAUAUAAAAACUCAAUAUCGCAUAAAGCACAGAACUACUUGAGCUUGAUGCUAAUAGGUGAAUGUCAUUACUUUUACAUGUAUUUAUCAUCAAGUAAACUAUUGCACAUCUCAAAUUUCUUACAGAUGAAAGAGUCGGAUAUAGAUGUAAAGGAUUUUCAAGUUUCUUAUAACUUGAAUCAUAUUUUUUUCUGAAAUAAACUAUCAACAGCCUUGCCCAACAUUUCAUUCAAAGCCAUAAAUGUGAAUCUCAGAAUAGCAAAGAAACAAAUGACAGUCUUUUUUAAGGGAACAUCAUCUCGGGAACACAAGCUUCCUAGCUGAACUGUCCGUCUACAAGGUAUAUGAUGAGAUAUUUCACAACCUUUACAGAUUGUUCUUUCUGGGACAAAAAAAAAAAGCGCAAUUUCUGUUAAGGGAAAGUUGAUGGUUUUGAAUAAAAAUAAAAAAAUCAGGUUUUGCAAUGGAGUAUGAGGAAUAUAAAAAUGUUCCAAAUUUGAUUAGCAAAAUUGGACUCUGAAAAACUCUAACUUUAAUAUUUUUGUUGUCAAGGAUACACAAGAAUUAAUUUGCAAAUCAAAUUUGGGAUUUUUACUUGACAAGAUCUGAGCCUUCUGAACUUGCAUUUUUGAAGGAAGUUAUUUAAAACAUGAAGGUUACAGUGAACAGCAAAUGACUUUACUGCUAUUAAUUACUCCAAUAUUAUUAGGAUAUAAUAAAACAUAAAUCCACACUCACUCACCCGUAGCUGAGCACAUGUUCUCUAGACUGUAGCUUUGUGUACUCUUAGGUUGUUAGGUCACAUCUGGGUCAACAUGUUGUUCAAAGGUCGCAGCACCCCAAGGCAGCUGCAGAAGCCGUUGAACGCAGUGUAAGCAGCCAGAAAAGCAAUGCUGGAGUUCACUAAAUUACUGUCAAGCCCACUUUUCUGUUCUCCUCUUUGUGCUUUUAUUUUCCCGAAGUGUGAGGUUAUUGCUAAUGAGGAAGUCAGAGAUAAUGACUUGGUAGUGGAGUUGACCUCUGAGUAGAGGACAGGAAUGAAUACAUUGGAGAUGGGAACACUUCUCAGCACCUAUUGAACCACAGCAUUGGGGGAGGGCGGCAGACAUAAAUCAAAUGCCAAAGUAAUAUUUAUUCACCUCCUGAACUAUUUACUAACUGACAAUAAAGACUGAAUUUAUGUGGCAGUUACGAGUGUUUCCGGGCUGCAAACUGGGGCGCAAUAAAACCCAGUGAUAAAACAAUAUGGAAGCUGUAGACCUGACCAUCAAUCACUGGUAAGUGUGAUCAGUAAGUUCAUUAAGCUAAAUGGAAAAAAUUCCUCUUUAUAUUACACAAGACAUACUGCCUCAAUGCCUCUCUCUUAUCGUACAUUGCUUCAAGCGACCAGAGAAGAUCUGUACUUUAUAAUGUCACUGUGUUAGAUGUCAGUACAAAACCUGGGCAAAGUUCUGGCUCUAAUUCUAAUCCUGAGAACUUUAGGAGACCUGGACUGAACCUGGAGUCAUGCUCUGUCAUCUUUUGGACAAUGUUUGAGGACAGGGCCACCCUGCAGCUCUGUCAAAGACACACCCACCUAGAGGCAAGAGGGUCAAAACUAUAAAAUGCAAUAUAAAACUGCAAGUCCGUCUUACUCUGCAGUUAGAAUCUAAGUGUGAUAGGUGAAGAAGGGGAAAGUGAGGGAGAAAAGAUGCCCAGGGUUCAUCUCCAGGACUUUGGAGAAGGUGAUGUCAGGGUGGGAUCUCUUACAGACAAGGGGGAGGACCUGAGUGGGGGAGAGGGAGUGUUGAAAGAGACAGGAAGAGAAUCGACAACGAGAGAAGAAAAAGUUAGGAGGAUUGAAGGCAGAGAAGGGUGGGAGAAGGAGAGAGAGUGAGUGAGUUUUGGGACUUUGGAGAAGCGUGCGUGAGAGAAGAGAGAGGGAAAGAGAGAGACUGAGAGAGAAGAGAAAGAGGGGAGGGGAAAAGUUCGACACGGACAAUCCCGCAGAAAGUUUUUUCUUCUUCUCUUUCUUCGUGGAAGACGCUUCAAGAAAAAAGGAAGACAAUAACUCACGCUGGAUUAUUUCAGAUUUCCAUCGCAGCACGGGAUUUUCUAUCUGCUCCCUGGAUACGUUUACGCAUCUUUAUCGGAUUAAUGUGGACCCGAAUUUGUGGAUUUAUCACUGGUUGAAGGUAUGUUUUUAAAAUGAUGGCUUUUAGGAUGCCUGAAGCGUCAAACUACGGUUUUGAAAAGUUUUGUUCUGCCUCAGCAUGGUUUCAGUCAAGGCAGAAAUACUGCACAGAAGUUUGGAAAGUUUCUGCAGUGAAACUCUGAGAAAGUGUUGUAGUUGGUGAGUCUUACAGGCAGCUGUUUUGUAAAUCUUGUGGGAUUAUCAUUGGUGUAUUUUACGGCCUUUAGAGUCAUUUUACGCAAAAACAUGGUAAAUAAGUGCAAAAUCUCUUGCAAUGUAUCUGCAUUGAUCUCCACACAGCAGCUAUCACAAAUAAGUGUUUUUACAUCUUUGUGUAGAAUUUUCUUACACCAACAAAACCGCAACUAGUUUGAAUGAAGAGAUGAGGCAGAUUUUCCCUGCAUAUUGAAGUCAGGUCUUAAUACAACACCCAAGUGGAUGACUUAAUACUGUAAAUCUUCAUGGCCUGAGUCCAACCCCCUGUGGCAUGGAAAAGACACCAAGCAGAGCAGCACUGUGUUGGGAUCUGCUACAUGCAUAUCAUUAAAACUAAGUAAUGUCUGUGCAUAGCUCACAACUGAUCUGAGAUUGAACUUUUUUUUCCCUUUACCUUGGAAGAAAGGAAAAGUGCUGCAGGGAAAGCUUUUACGCGACAACAGCCACAUCUGUUUUUCUCAUGACUAAACCAUCCCAUGUUUUCAGGCUUUUUGCAUCCUGCCUCUACACCCCACAAAGAAGCCCUUGGGAGUUCUGGAAAGUUUUUCUGCAAAUCCCCUCUCUUCUAAAUGUGGAAAAACUCAAUGCUGCAUGUGUUUAAUUUUCCAGAGUGCUGCCUCUUUAGAGAUAGCAAGAUUUAUUUGUCUGAUCUGGCUCCUUAUUGUUGCCUCCUCACCUUCAGAUAUCUGUCCUUGAAGCAGUACAUUUUUAAAAAAUCAUGGACUUAAAAAAGGUUGUAGUCUGCAGUUUCUCCAGGGACUCUCUUCCCCUGCAGUUACAGGUUCUCCUCCAUCUUCAGUGCCCGGGGAAUUAAACCUUGUAAACGGUACAAAUGGCCGACCUUGAAUUUAACCACACAUUAGGUGUUGCUCCGUUAACCUGUUGCUGGCUGCACAUGCAGUGUUAAGCUACUUACUGCUUAGCACUUGAAGCCUGUAUUAUGGGCCUGCCUGCAGCUAAUUGCACCAUCAGCUUGCUUGUUCUGGUCAGUCAGCACAUUCAUCAGAAAUGCAAAGAUGGAGAAAAGCAGCAAGUCAGCUGCUUGUUGAGGGCGGACCAAACCAAUCGUGAAGGUGUCACUAAAUGUCUUUGCUUUUAUGAGGCGAUGAAACUCACUGGCAGCCCACAGUGGGGUUGGUUGUCUGUAUUUAACACUCCCUGCUUUUGUUUGCGAUCUGCAACUGCACUGGCCUGUCUUUCAUUCACAAGUAUUCAAGUACAGGCCCUGAACACUGCCCAGAAUGUAAGACUAGUAAAAACUUGCCUCAGUGUCUUGGGCGCCUUACAGUAUUGGGCUGCCUUUGCUAGUUUGCAAGCUUGCAUCGCCUCUGAUUCCUGGAUAUCUAGAGUAUCCAUCAAGGCCUAAGGACUUCUUUAAUGACUUUGAUUCACUGCUACUUUCCCGCUGCAACAGGCUUGUAAUGCGCUCUAAUGCUUGGCCUGAAGUUACAGGAGCUAAUGUAUGCAUACCGCUAUAGACAUUUAACAUUAAAACAGAAAAACUACUCUCAUAUCUUGAAAAAGAUCUCUGGAAGUAAAAUGUUUCAUCAUUAUGAGUGAAGUCAGUGACCACCUUUUAGUGAGUGAUUUGUUACGCUAGCUAGCUCUGUAAUUAGCCAAGUCCUACAGUCAGCCAGUUGUGUCCAGACGGAGAUGCCACAAGUUCUUUUUCAUCAGUUGCUUAUUUGCUUCAUAAAUAUUCCCGGUCCCCAUGAUGAGUCUUUGUAAAAGUACUCACCAUGUCCAGACCUGAGUCUAACACAAUCUAGAGUUUUAUAGAAAAACUCUAUCGGAUGGUUUUCCAUGCAGUUAUCAACAGACAUUUGUAUUCCUCCCAGUCGCCUUUGUCGUUGCAAACUUUUGAGAUGCUUUGACUUUCACUCCAGAUUAUUUAGAUCCAUCUCGAUUUUGAAAUGAUGGACUUUACAUAAAAAAGUUCCUAAAGUUAGUUUUCAGCCUGAACUUAUGACUUAAAACAUCCAAAACUCGGACUGGACUUUGCAUUAAGUUGAAAAAUUAGCAUCCUGAUCUGUUAGCCUAGCAUACGAGUGUUAGCAUUUAGCUCAAAGCCCUGACCAGACAGGGCAGAUACAGACUCUGUAGUGUAUGCAAAAUGCUGACUCGAGUCUUGGUUUUCAGGACAUGACCUAACUUUUAUUCAAGCGCUGAUGACUCAGACUUGGACUGGGACUCUAGUAGUGACUGUAAUUGGACUCAGAAGAUGAAGGGGAAGACUCAGUCUUAGUCACUGACUGGGAAAGACUAGUUAACUGUUUUUGUUAGCUUUCAAAUACACAUGUGUUUGUCUGCAUGGACAUCCACGUGUUGUCUGCUCUUACGCCGCAAUUAUUUGCUUUCAAACCACAAAAUUCAUCCAAGACCAUUGCAACAUGUGAGACAUAUAAAAGAACUAUCAAGGAAAAGACCAGGAUGCAUUCAGAGAAGUCAGAGGGAUUAGGAGGACAGGGACUUGGGGUUUGCUACUCAACCACCGCAUUGCAAAUUACAUGUUUGUGAAUUCAUGCCUAACAUGCACUAUAGAAAACAGAAUGCCAACUUCCCACAAACAAGAAGAGCUUCUUUGGUUGGUUCAUGGUGUUUCUGAUUUAUUAACAAGAAUAAGAUCAAGAAUAUGCUGCACAAUAUACAGCACAAAAGAUUUGCAGCUAGUUUUCUUGUCUAGUAUAGGAUCAUUUGAAGUGCAGACAGGCUGAUAACAAGCUCCGGGCUGUGCUCAGAUGUUGGAACGGGGACACAUGAACUCUGGCAGACCACAAAAUUUACAUUGUGCUGUUACAUGAGCUCUGGCAGACAUGGGGAAACCCUGCCAAGAGCACGUGUUGGCUUCAAAUACUGCCUCUUAAAUCUACAACCAUAAAUAUGUUCAGCGUUAUCUUAAUGUACAUUUGAUGUCACUGAAUGGAAUCAUGCAUGUGCAUCUACUUUUUUAUUACAGCAUAAAGGCUGUCUGUUACUUGGCUGUAUACCAGUCAAUUUAUUUGGUGAACUUUCCCACAAACUUUUUACUCAGGAGGGUUUUCCAGGAGGAGACAGAGGUCACAACCUCUCAAACUGAUCAGUAGAUGGUUUUCACAGCAUUGCACUCAAAGCAGCCCUUACUGUAUGUGUUUGUAUGAGUGAAACAGAGCUGGAUAGAUUCGAAGCUGGUACCCUGUAAGCGAGCUGUCCAUCACUCUUCUUGUUUAAGAAUGCAGGAGGAGACAGCUGGAGAGGCAGUGAACCCUCGAAUAUUACAGGACUGGAGCAUUUAUGCUGGGUUUUCCCAUUUAAACAGAUGCAAAGCAGUCUAAACAGCGGGCUUCUGGUUCACUGUUAUUUAAUCAUCCGUGGCUUGGUAGCUAAUAAGCAAUUCUCUUGUCAAGCCAUAGAGAGGACAUGUUUCAUUUAACUCUGUAAGAGUGUGUUCCUCUAAACAGGCUGCUGUUAAGGCUGUUGUUCCAUCUGUAAGCGGCAGCAAUGAUGAUGAAAUGUGUGACAACAAAAAUCGCUAAGCGCUCAGCACAAAUUACCUACGACCAUUGUCAUACAGAUCAGCCUCAGUGCAUCUUUUGUCUGGGUAUCCGAGCCAUAAAAUGCCUGGAACUGAUAGCUUUAGCGGAAUUAGAAAUUGGGCAGUAGUUCAUGACCUAGAACUAGAAUGACUCCCAGGACUGUUAAGUGAGUCUAUCUUCCAGGGAGACACAUUUUUGUUGUCAGAAAUAGGAAUGAAAGUUGUGUUGUGAUUGUCCACUACUAUCUGGCGGUUGUGCUCAAGCCUGUAAGCGCUGGAAGAUUUUCAAGAUCUGUCACUGUUUUCCUUCCUGUAUUGGCCUCGUACUCAGUGACCCGAUCGCUCGCAGGUCCGCUCACCGGGCUCAUGGCCAAACCAGCGGCCAUGCCCAGUGUCCUAACCCUGCGCUGGCUUUAUCUGCCAUGGCCAGAUGGGUGGCCGUGGAGCUGCAGAUGGAGUACAAAAAGAGAAGAGGAGAAAGAGUCGUCCAUGGCAGAGCAUAUUAGGAAGCUUUUUAAACUGUUUUGGAUUAUAGCCAAACAAUAAUAGCAAUGAGCUGUAACUUUUCCUCCAGCCUGUGUUCUCUGGGCUGUGAUGCAUUAUGUAUUAUGUACUGUGUGAACUUUCUUAUUAUUGUGAUCAUGUGGCAUGAAGCCUGUAAUAACUGUUGCAGCUUUAGAGUGCUCAAAGUUAGCUGUCUCCGGUUUUGAUUAACCUUCCACCCAACCAUCUACGAGGGGAACUAUUACUCUGAAAGCUUAUUUCUUGCUUUUUUCGCUCGCAGCUUCUGUCUGUGCUGUCAAAAGUUGUGCACACAGACAACAUGGACAGUCGCUUGAUCUCGGUAACCCCGCUAACCCGGCCUUUAAAAUCGUGAGGGAAAAAAAAAGCGAAACAUAUGAAUAAUUCACAACGUGGGGCAGAUCAAGCUGUCCUUUUUCUUGCAGAACAUAAUUCGUAACAUUGCCCUCCGCCGCAUUGUCUGUUAGCAACACACUACAUGAGCAGUCAGGUCGAGCUAGAUGCUAUUCACACCGUGUCCUCAAACCAAGCAGGAGGCGCCACAUUGUGUACCCCCAGGGGAGUGUGGGGGUCAUUUCUCGGGGCAGACGGGACAGGUGUGCGAAGAGAGACACAGUCUGCUCGCCUGUCUGCCCGCCUUUAGGGCCCUGCUGUACCUGUAAACAGUGCAGAGUUAUGGGGUCCUCACACAUGCUGGGGGCGAGUCCAGGUCAGCAGGGAUGUGUUUAUGCGAGUCUGUGUGGGCGUUUUCGAUGUGUGUUUAUGAUAAAGAUGUUGCAGAGUUGGACUCCCAUUUUUACGUGUGCCUGAAUGCGUGUGUGUGCGCUUGUUAUUGGGCCACGUGGAAGCAUCUGGUGCAACACAACCCCGGCUCCAGUAGAAUAGUCUCCAGAUGUGUUUGUGUGUUUUGGCCCCACUGUCUGUUUGACUGAAAACCAAGCUGCCUGCAUGCAAAUCAUCCUACUUUCAUGUGUGUGUAUCCCUCUAUUGUGUCGCAAACACAGUCUUUAUCUUUUGUGUUUUCCUCAACUUUCAGACUGUUUUCUACUGCGGUCAAAUGUGGCUGCCAGUCCACUUUCUCAGACUUAUCCCAAUGCAUGCUUGUGUGAGUGUGUGUUAAAGCAGCUGCCCAGUCAGAGGCCAACCAGAUGGACAGGAUAAUGACCAUGAUCAGACUUUAUAGAGUUACGCUCCUUAAUGAGGGACAUUCUGCUUAAUUCAUAUGCCACUAACAAAGCCAGCGUCAUACCACAUAAUUAACACAUCAACUGUGACUGACUCAUAAAUAUACAUCAAUGUCUAUUUAGGAGUCAAGCAUAAUGCGCAGCUGUCCCCAGCAUAGGCAGACUGGGUGGCAUGCCGACAGAAUGUGGGAAGGGUUUGACUUUUUGACUUUCUUUUUUUUCUCUUUGUUCGUCCAUCAGCUGGUGGGCAGAGGCCAGGUGAGGUGAGGAGGAGAGGUGAGGUGUUUUACAGAGGAGCGAAACCAUGUGGCUCCUCUGCUCUUGUCUGACGCUGUUGGCCAUCAGCUUCGGAUCAUGUGACACGCUGACAUCAGAGCAAGGUGAGUCUGCUUCCUGUUUGACCUCUAAAAAACCGAUGUUAUUUCCAGAACAAAACUGUGCUUUACUUUUGAACCACAUCAUUUCCUAUCUUCUCAGGACAGGACAAAAAGACAGUAAUCAUCUUAUAUCUGAAUUUCAAAGAUCCUUCAAGGAACUUUUGGCACCCCCUUGUGAACAAACCAAUCUUUGCUUGUGUCUUCGAAAAUCUUGAGUAGUUUUUAUUGUGAAAACUUUGAAUGGAAAUUGUAAAACCAGGACUGUUCCUUCAGCUGCUUGGCUGACACCUACCCCCUUACACCAUUUUCAUAAAAAAAAAAAAAAAAAAAUUAUGAAUCUUGUUAAUGUGUUUGGUAUUAUGAAUUGUCUAAGCUAUGAUGCAGCUAGCUGCCUUUAGUUUGGGCUGUAGCUCAGGUUAAUGACUACUGCCAUAAUACUGUCACACCUGGAUGUAAACCAACAAGAAUGGCAGCUGGAAUCAUGAAGCAGUAUUUGAUCUAGUAAAAUGGAGAUACAGCUAUGUAUACAGGUUUGUGUAUGGUUAAAUGGGCGUAUAAAAACUUAAUGAGAGAAAUUCAGGUGUUUGCCUCCAAAGAGGACUUAACAACACAGAUUCCUUUGUAUGUCUCUUUUUUUUUUGCACAACUCAUUAAAAUGCACAGGAAGUUGUUACUUUAGUUUCUUUGAGAUGCUGGUAUGCAGAUUCAAGGGCAAACUGGUCCUCUCUUAGUUGAAACAAACUCUGUAUUUAUUUCACCCCAGAGCAGCUUCCCUCGGAUUAAAACUCAUACUCUGGUCUCCCUCUGCAUUGAGUCACGGCCCAAAGCUGGUGCAGACUUCUUGACACCCCCAUAAGUUAAGUCUUGCUCACUUCAGCUGGGAGUGUUCCACCACAUACUGUAGAUUUAGUGUGAUACGGAUAUUUUUGUCCUCAGGCACGACAAAGUAUGUCUUAAAAAAUGUCAAAUUAUAGCUAUGCAAAGUGCAAUUUACGAUCAAAAUUUGAUUAAAGAGACAUCAUAAAAGUAGAAGUUUAAGUUCGCAACUGGAUUUUUGGUGUGCAAAACCAAUACAGAUCGUCAGUGUCUCGAGUCAAUCACAACAACACCCGCAGCAUGGGCUGUUAUUUGCUGUGGCCACUGUGCUCACUUGAAAAAGUGUCACCAAACGAAAGCAAAUACUGCACACAGGGCAAUUUUAAUGAGACUUAAAGGUCACUUAUGGAAGGAAGUGGAAGUAUCAUGGGAUGGCUUGCUUUAAUGUUGUGACAGUAAACAGUGUUGAGGUUGUGAGUGCUGCCAGCACAGAAAAAAGACGUUAGUGGGCAUGGGUCCAUAAAUAAAUUAAUGGCAUUAUCUUGUUUUGAAAGCCAGUGUUCUGCUUUAUCAAACUACUUUUAAUAAUGCAUUUAAUUCAUUGAUCUUAACCUAGUUAUCAGAAUCAUGCCCCACAGAAAUAAAAAGGUAGAAGCUUCCCAGAGCACAGAAUGAAGAAAAAUGACUGACAUUUCUAAAAGUCCACAUGACAAGAAAUGAACUACAUAAAUAUUUUGACUGCUUAUUUUAAACAAAAAUAGUGACUGCAUUUUUUCCCUUAUAGGACAGACUUGUCCCUGCUGACAUUAAAAAGUGAAAAAGACACUGAAGUUAAAAACAAGGAUGAGAAACUGCACGUUUUUUGGAGUUGUAUGCCGACCACCUCCUCAGCCCAUCAGAGUUUGAUGGACCUGCCUAUGUCUCUGUCUUUGUGUGUGUGUGUGUGUGUGUGUGCGUGUGCGUGAGUGAGAGAGACUUGAGUGCACAAUGGAGCCUGAGGCCACAAUGAAAGUGGACUUGAAAUUACAGCUUCUGUCUGUUUGAUGUUGGUUGCUGUGGGUGGCAGGCUGGUUAGGCUGUGGCAAGGAGACGCGUGUGUUUAUCAUUUGAGGUUUUGUUCCUCCAUCGGAGCCAUCAAUCAUCCUGUGCUUUUACAUGUUUAUAUAGGAGAAACAUGCCUUUUUCUGCUUGAUUAUAUACGGCAUUGCAGGCUUUUUUCAAAUGCUAUGGCAUACUGAAACCCAGGUGUUUGAAUGUAUGUGUGUGUGACGGAGACAAAACCAGCAAACCAAGAAAUCAAGAGGUAGACAGGUGAAGAGAAAUGUCUUUUAUUUUCCCGUUUUAUUUAUUUAUUUCAUUCUCAACUGUCAUACUUUCUCAUCACACUGUCGGCGCGUUCUCAGGGGCCUGCUCUGUAAUAUCACUUGGGGGGAGAGCAAUCCUCUAUAGCUCCCAGAGCUCUGAAGGGAGCUUUGUGGAUGUGGUGGUCCCUCUUGGGAGACCCUUGUCAGAGAUUUUCAGAUGAGACUGAGUCAGCCUGCAGCUCCCUCGAGUCCUUCCCCCAGCGGUUGGAGGAAAGUGCUUUCUCAAGUGCAGCUAUAACAUUUUGUCGCACCCCACACACACACACACACACACACACACACACGCACAAUUCCUCUGACUCAUCCAAAUCUCCAUUCACUGGUAAUUUGCUGACAUUACAGGAGGAACAUAUUAAGUAAAACUAGUGUUGAGGAGCUGAGCUGGAUGAUUGCGCUGCAGUUUUGCGGUGUAUAACCAAGAGACUAGUCCCCAUAACUGAAUUUAAUUGCUCAAAUUUCCUGCCUUUGGUAGUGCUGCUGAUCUGAGUCUCUGUACACCUUGUACCCUAUACAGUCUGAAGUAAGAGUUUUAUAUAUUGAUUAGUUUUGACUCAGUUUUCCCCUGUCUGUGUUUGAGCUUAAUUGAAAGUUAGCCAGUGCAAUGCAGUAAAAGCCAGUUCGUACUGAAACGAAAAUCAGAGGCGACAAGAAGCUCACAGCGAAAGCAGAAUUCAGUCCCAGGCUACAAGAAUAAUAAAGUUUUUCUGUAGGUACAACAUAAGAGAAAACUUUGCACUUUUCUGUGGUUAAGAGAAUGAUUGGAAAGUUAGAUCCUUUACCCUAUUGCAAAAUAAAAGACAUGUAAAAAUUGUCGCCUUAGGGGUUGACCAAUAUUGUUUUUUGCAAGGACCACAAAGAUUACGGUUACUGGUGGUUAACCGAACUGAAAAAUGAAAAUUUUGCAUCCCUUUAUUAAAUGUUUGAUCCAAACAGAAACUUUCAAAACUAUACAGGAAGUUAGAGUUAGGAGUACCUUCAUGUCAUACCAAAAUUUACCACAGAUUUUAAGUGAUUAGUCUGGCCAAUCAGUGUUGUGGGCAGGGUAACUGAAAACUCUAACCCCCAAUUUCCACCGCAUCCGGAACAGCUCUGCUGUGGAAUGGCGGCUCCAAUGGCAGCUGAUCGUUUCCAUUCAAGUUACUGUGUCAAUUUCCACUGGCUUCUUACCGUUCCGCUGCGGUUCAGCGGGCUCCGCAGCCGAUCGCCGGGGUUCUAUUUUUUCCGGUUGCCGCAUAAAUUCGGUACAGACACAAACCUAAACAUCUGGCUUCUUUUCAAAAUAAAACACUACAUGUUUCAGGUGGAUCAUAUUUCACACUGUGUAAAUGUGAGCGGGGGUGAACAAGACAAAGGAUUUCAGACAUAAUUUCAUCCUGUUGACACCAUGGAUGAGGUUAUGUGGCUGUCUUUAUGGAAACAACUCGUUAUCGCGCAAUUGCAUGUGAAUCUGUGGGUUCUUGUAAGUUCUUGCAAUUCCCGCUGUCCAAAAUCUGCCACGAAAUAUGCCUUAACAAAUGCAACCGGUAGAAAUUGCUGCUGAAAAUUGCUGCCUUUCCACAGCAGAGCUGUUCUGGAUGCAGAGGAAAUUGGGGGUGAGCCAAUUGGAUAAGUAAAAUAAAUAAAUGUGUCAGUCAUGCAGGCUAAUAAUUAGUCAAUUAGUUGAUAUACUUGUGGGUUUUCUUAGGUAUUUUCUAAGAAGACACUGCAUGCUGGUCAUACUAUAAGUUCAUUCUCAAUGUGAGUGAUUCUGGCUUUUUUCACUUUUUCAGAAGUCUGGAAUAAAUUUUUGGUAUGGAAAAAAAAGAAAGGAAAAGAAAAUAGCUACUGAUAGGUCAUCAAAGAAGAAAGCUACUAUCCUUUCUUGCUUGUCGAGUCUCAAGUUGCAGAGUGUGGGACUGCUUGAUUUAGAUGUUAGCUGAUUGAUGGUCUCAGUGGGUGGCAAAUUUAAUGUCCUACUGUAAAACCACAUGGCGAGAUUAGAGGGUAAACCUGGCCACACACUAGACAACUUAUAGGUCUUAACUGAUUUUUUAAACCUUGAGAGACCACAGAUAAAAUGGUGGUUCUGACUGACCAUGUUGGAGGUUUAUAAUCCCAGGUUGGUGACAGUAAAAUAGUUGUUUUGACAACACAUACUUGGGGAUAACUUAAUCAAGCCCAGACUCAGGCCUGACCUCCCAAUCAUUGGCCCUAAAUCUGAUCUUAAAUUGAGUAGUGAGCAGCAAGCUUCAGACUUUGUCCAGCUAGUUUAUUGAAGGAUAAGCUGGAUUUACUGAACUGUCUUCACGGUGUAUCCUCGGUUCAUGGUUUCUGUUUGGCAAAUAGAUAAGUUAAAAAAGAGCAAGCAGGCAAAAAGCUUAACUUGAGCUGGACUUUCUGCACAUAAACUGUGAACGGCACGGUGAGCUGGCAGGCACUGAUGGAAAGAGCCGGCUUCUUGUAGGAGAUGGUGAGUGCCCGCUGAUUGCAGACAGGUGUGCUGAUUGGAGAUCCAGAGCAGGUGUGCAGAGACAGGGUGGGCGGGGGAGGGGAAGACCAAACUACACCAAGCACUCCACACUCACAGUAAAGCUGUUUUUUUGAUCAUCACUGCCAUUAAGUAAUCUGUGUCUAUCUUCAACAACCCCAGAUACUUUCUUGGUAUCUUGGUUUCUUGGUUAUUACACAAAGCUUGCUAUCAACUUGAUCAAUCAACCCAGGGUUUUAAGACACAUAUUUCAGACAUGAACAAGCCUUUCGUCAGUUUUCGUCAUAUCAAACAGACUCAGAGCAGAGCUACGAUGAGAAAUAUGUCAAAUUAAAUAAACAUUCUACACGAAAAUAAACUCAGCUGCGUUUGUAAAAUGAGGAGAAAACUGAAAAGGAGAGAGGAAAUUGGCUGGGAGUGAAAGCACAAAUUACAGUUAAUAUCUUUUCCCGACAUUACUGCAAAACACAUCUAAAUAAAACAUCCCCUGUUUGUUCCUGUGGAGUAACUCUGCACAGAUGUAUUUGUGUGGCGUGUGUGAUAGUGUUAGACAUAACAUUUUAGCUGUAGACCCGAUUUGGCCAAAGUGAGCCAUUUGGAGAUAAUAAAACUGAAAAUCUCUUAAAAAGCAAUAAGAGCACGUACUUAAAUUUAAAUCUUAUAUGUUUAACAACUACAAGUCUGCAGAGCUUUCCCAGUCUCUGUUGUGGGAUGAGAUUAUAAAGCACAGCAUCUUUUAUCACCGUAGGCUAAUUAUGUUUAAUAUAUUAGGGGUAAAAUCAACCUAAUGUUUAAGACACAUGUUGUCCUUUUUUUCUCAAAGUAAUCCAUAUUAAUUCUGAGUUUACCUUGAGGCCCAAUCCCCUACUUCAAAGCACACAUCCUGAGGCAAAAUCCAACGAUCAUACAAAGAUGUCAAAGAGCGCCGAAGAACUUGACCAUACAACCAUCACAUCUUCAACCUUUUACAUGAAAUACGGUAUUUCAUUAUAGUGAUAAAUCUUGUUGAUUGUAACCCUCUCACAUCGAGCUAUCAUCAAAGAGGUAUUCUGCUUUGACCACUCUAGUCUGAUUGAUCUGCAUUUUCUUCAAUGCAACCAGUCCCAUAACACCACCAAAACCCAUCGCAGGUGUGUUUGCGGUUGCCUCUUGUCUGUUUUCUUCAAUAUUGGUUUAAGUCUCAUGCUAAUUUUUGCACUGUUUUACCAAGGGCGACCAUAUAUCCUCUUUUACUCAGACAUGUCCUCUUUUGGGGGGCUGUCUGGCCUUGUCUGGAGGAGUUUUUAAAUCUUCAAAUGUCCAGGGUUUUGUAAGUAAGCGUUUGUGUAGCAUGGACUGAGUUGGAAGCACAUAAAAAAACACUUGACCCGACCCAAAACCCCCUCAAAGUUGGCUCCGCCAUUUGGUAGUUUCCUCUUUUGGGGGAUUCAGAAUAUGGUCACCCUAUUUUACCACUUCAUGUCUUUGUUUUUCAGCCGAUUACUCGGCCAUUAACCACCAAUCUAAAGUGUUGAGAGUCGUAUUAAUAACAACCAGCAUGUCGUCUUUGUGCUGCUGGGGAUACAAAUAAAGUGAAAUCAUAAUCAGUACGCUAAAUGUGCCGUGACUCCUUUUCGCAGAUUAAUACGUGUUGUGUGUAAUCAGGUUGUUUUCCUGGCAUCAUGAAGAAGUUUUGACCAAUUGGAAUUAAGUAUCAGCCAGGUGAUCAUUAAGACAACCUGGUAAUCAUGAGCUUACUGUUAUUCCCUACUUAGUGUUAUCAAAACCAAGAGUAAGACAUGUUAAUAGUAGUUUGCAAGAUAAUUUAAAAGACCCUAACUCGUAAAAUUUAAUAAGACGUCUUUAUUUCAUUCACUCUUGCUGUGUCUGAACAUCACUGGCAAAAAAUGAACUCUGCUUAAACACUUAGACAUGUAAGUGCUUCAGGGUUCAAGUUGCUUCAUGAAUGAACCUGUCCUGUGAUGUCUCUGCUCUCUGCUGAGAAAAUGUUCGUAAGGCACUCUGCAUGCCCUGCUUUAAAAAGACAUAAUGAGCACACAAUUACUGUGAAACACCAUUACAGAGUGGAGUAGUAAUGACUCACAUUCAUGCGAUACAGAAAAAAAUAUGUCCAGUACACAACAAACACAACAUAGAAGAGCCACACUUGUGAAGUUCACAGACUUCUAGGAUGCUCUGUCUUGCUUUAUGGCUGUGAAAAGCUUGUAAAUUUAUGUCAUGAGUCCAGUAUAUGUGUGUGUGUGAGCUUGUGAAAUUGUGUUGAAUGUGGGCCAGAGGCCUACAAGGGAAAAAUGAGUGAGCUCAUCUCUCUGAAGUGCAGCGUUUUAAGUCUUUCCACUGCUGUGUACUGCAAUUUUAUCUCUGGAAAACAACCAGGAAUGUUCUCUCUUUCGUCUCUCUUAUUUGGCCGAGAGGGUAAGUAAGAGAGACUCUCUCUGUCUCAGUGCCUCCUCCUUUUUCAUCUUACUCUCAUGCCUCCCCUCAUUUUAGCCAAAAAUUGACUACAGUGACUCAUGAUACUGAGUCAUCUACUAUGAGACCCAGAAUCCCCCACAUCUUCCCAUAUGCUCUCAGUUUAACAGCUCUGGGGCCUCGACAACUCCUCCUCUGACUCUGACUUUCUGCUGAUCAGCAACGCGGUCCAAUUAUCUUGGGAUGCCACAUUAUAAAGCACACUCAAUACCCACCAUACCCUCUCCUCUAACAACCCACACACCACAUAGUCUCACUGUGAGCACACCUCUGACCUCAUCUUCUUAAUGAAAGGACUUCACCAAGUUUAUACUGUGUGCUAAAAAAAAAAAAAAACAGACUAAAACUUCAGAGGCUGUGGGUUUUGGGAUCCAAGGGCACACAAAGGCACUGACACAUUGCUUAUUUGAAGAGGGAUAUUGAAGUGGUUGGAAUAAAAUUGCUGGAGUACACCCAUGAUUUUUUUGUCAUCAUAAAUGACUUAGUGGUAGAUCUGUGUCUCGUCUUUGACCUUUGAAGAGGUUAUACUUGAGUUUUCUAACCUACAAGAUCAGUUAAUGUAACUCCAUUUAUUUGUACACAACCUUCAAAGUAGUAUUUUCCCUCUGGGAAGGCCUAAAAUGUCAUGAUUCUUUAUCCUUGGCAAGGUGGAGACUUAUGGGGAACACUCACAGCAGUGUGCUGCGGGGCUGCCAGUGUAGUAUCAUUACCUGCUUUGGCAAGACUUAAACACAACUCAUCAAAGAGGAAGUGAACCCAGCCAAGACCGUCCAAUCUCUUUAAUGCUACACACAGCUAAUAGCAGGAUCCCGGAGUUGCACGCAUACUAUGUGCUAAUUAGCUUGUCAACAAGCAAAUGCCUUUCUUUGAUCACAGCUUGAGAGGGAAAUUGGGUUCAAGUUGUGCAGUGUGUCCACUGCUAAACUGCCAAAGUGCCGGAGAACACAGCAGUCUACUAAAAUAUCCUCCACCCUCGUGGAUCCAGAAACAGAAGGCGUCUUCUGUGAGUUUUAUAUCACAUAUUCAGCAACUUAAUAAAAUGUUGAGUACUAUUUACAGUGCAAAUGCUGAUCUCCAGCUGACAAUCAUACACUGCAAUACUACCAUCAUAAGGAAGUGGAUCACUGCCUAAACGAGCAGUUUUCAUAUAUUGUUUUAAUUUUACUGCAUCUCUCUCUGAACUGUAAAAGCCUUUUUUUCAUAAUCAACAUUAGAUCAAGAGAAACAUGUGUGCCUUCAUGUGAGUAGUCACCUGUUUUCAGUUUUAUGGCCCACAACAGACAGCUACAGCUCAAUCUGGCAAGCAGAAGUCCUUGCUAUAUUAACCCUCUGUAGGCUAACAGGAAAACCCAUCAUGGUAAAUCGAAUUAGAGGCAAACUUAUUAACCCUAGAACACAGCUAAAACAAGAGCAAGGACUGGAUUCAUAUUCAUUUGGCUGCAAGAGACACAAGUUCAGAUUUACUAAAUGUAGGACAGCUGCUCACAUAUUUACUAGAAACCAUCAAAUCCAGAUUCUGUCAUUGUCCGGCAUAUUUAUCUAGUUUAGCACAUAUUUUUAAAGAAAAUCCCAGUGUGCUCUGUUAGCCUUAUGUGUAUUUGAUGUUUGACUGAUAAAAGUUAAGCCGCUCACUGUUUUGAAAUGCAGUCAUUUUUUCAGGGUUUUAGCUCAGUCUUUCCCUUUGCUUGACUAACACACAUCUGAGUGUAAGCAGCUUUAUUGUGAGUGAUUUUCUUCCAUUUAUGUUUUGAGUUGGUAAGAUUUCCUUCAUCUUUAACAACAAGCCUUGUCGCUUUUCAUUUGGCCUUGUGAGUGAAACAAUUCCGCAUCUGGAACGGCUAUGAAAAGGUCGUAUCCGCUGAUCGCAACCAUUCAAGUUAAUGUUGUCAAUUUCCACCAGCUCCUCAACGCCGGACUCUGCAGCUGAUCGCAAGAGUUCUAUUUUUCCGGACACCGGAGCAUGCUAUAAAUUCAGCACAGAUUAACCCGUGCUGGAAAGGAAGUCAGGAAGUCAACUUUCUGUUUCUUUUUAAAAUAAAACACUGUUUCAGGCGGAUCGUGUUUCACACCAUGCAAACAGGCGGAGACAAACAAGUGAAAGGUUUUUAGACAGCAUUUUACCCCGACGACAACAUAGAUGAGCAGAUGCUGAUUUUAGAAGUCUAGAGGUGGAUUUUCUCUGGGAAGACACAAUCUGUUGCGUUUAUGGUUAGCUUCUGUGGCUGUCUUUAAAGAGACAACUCAUUAUCACGCAAUUGCACACGAAUCCGCGGGUUCUUGUGAGUUCCUGCGAUUACCGCUGUCUGUAAUCUGCCAUGAAAUUCGCAUCACCAACGGAUAUGCUAGAAAUUGGUGAACGGCAAAAAUUCGCUGCUGUUCCGGAUUGGAGCUGUUCUGGAUGCAGUGAAAAUUUGGCGUGUGAAUGUGCAUCUUUGUGUGUUUGUGUCGAGAAUCACAAGGAAGCUAGCUGAGCAGAGCGAUGUUAGAGGACCACAUGAUAUGAACCUAGCAUAAACUUAGUAGGGUUGAUCUAAUGUAGUACAUGUAAAUAAUUUUCAAUCAGUGCUCACUCAUUGUUUUCUAGGAGUGGAGCACACGUCUUUAAUGUCAACAACUGCUGUCCAUCAUGAUUUUGAUUUUACAAGAAAAAUCUGUGAUCAAAAUCAAAAUCUGAUUCAUUUUGCUGCCCAAAUACAGAAUGUAAUCUUGACAGAGUGGUUGUAGAGUUCCUUUAAUGACCUUUUGAGGGUGAAAACUGUAUUUUGUGCAUCAAAUAAUCAAAUGAUCAUUGACUUUGUUUAUAAUAGGACAGGAGUCUUGUAUGUCAGUGAGGUUUGAGAUUGUCUUGGAAAGAGGGUGGAAACAACAACCUUAAGGGUGCUAGCCUGUGUGAAAAGGGCAAGCUGCUUUUGGUCUGGAGAUAAUGCUCUCACCUUCAAUUUUUCUUUUUCCACUCUCCCACCUUCUGUGUUUUGUCCUUUGUACCUUAUUCCUCCUCUCUCCACCUUUUCAUCUCAUCUGUUUCCUAACUUCUCAUUGUGCCGCCCGCCCACCUGCCUACAGCCACGAUUACUCCUGACAAAGCCUUCAUCUUGAUUCAGUCUGAUGGAAAUGGGGCACUGAUGAACAACAGCAGAAGAAAAAGUAGAAAAAAUGAAACUGUAAGCCUUGAUAAAAGGUAGAUCUUAGCAUAUCUUGACUUCAAAAAAAUAGAUAAGCUCCUGCUGUACUGUACGUGUGUGAAUAUGCAAGUGUCUUUUUUUUAAAGGCAGCACUUUCUUUGUAAGGCUUUGUGCUGAGUUUGCAGAUAUGGUUUUAGGGUGGACCAUCUAGUUAUAAAUACUCUUUGUAUGACUAUGUAGGAGAAAGAGAAAAGGAGAAUUGUUAGACGGAAGUGUGCAAAAAGGUUUAGAAGACACGUUCCUGAUGUUUCUGGUAUUUCUCCUGCACCUGUUCAGAUGUCACAUUUAAUUCACACAAUUUUUCCCAACUUCUCACCUCCAGUUCCUUCAACCUUCCCACAUAGCCGCUGUUUGACAUCUCUUCCCUGCACCUUGGUUUGUACGUGCAGAUGGUAAUAAGAGAAUGAUAUACGGGGCUCUAACUGGGCUCUGAAAUGGUCUUUGUGCUUUAUUGAAACCAAGAGGUGCCAAAGCUGCAGGGUGUCGAGUGAAGAACUUGAUAAUAGGUGCCAAAGCGCUUAAUUUGAUUUAAUUCUUUCUUGAGCCAACUUGCGUGAAAUUAAAUUUCUUACUCUUGAUUUAAGCCAGUUGGAUUUUAUUGUUUUUGUAAUUAAAUUAGGCGCUUUCCACUCUUUUGAUGUGAUUUUCAACCCUGAUUAGAGAGAAUUGAAGUUGAAAUGUGUGUAACUGUUGGACGGCUCGAUGCAGUGAUGAAAAAGAAGUUAUAACAAUUUCAUCACAAUGAAUUGAGAAAAGCUGCAGACAGAAGUACAUUUAUUUAGUUUAAAGUGCAUUAUUGAAGUCACUGAAGAAGGAGGAGGUUUACUCUUUCAAUUCCCAAAGGGAAAUUUAGCCUUUUACUCUGAACAACCUACGCAUAGAGAGGUCACCCUGAGCACAUGCGCUAAUGGAGAGGUGCCAAAGUGAGGGGAGGGUGACUCCAUUAACUUUAAGUUUCACUGUAGUGUCUUCGGGGACCUCCAAUGCCUGGAGUUAACAUGCAGCUGUCCAGCAUCCAUUCCCAACCUCCAUACUGUAGAUGCAUUUCCAUUAAGCUUUCUGGUUCAGCUGGUAAGAUGCGCUACGCAACUGUUUGCGUUUAAGAAACAGGGGAAGGGGCCAAAAAAAAAAACUGAUCUGCACUACCCAACUUUUCUGGCACUUUGCUUUUGCGGCACCAAGUAUACCUGCAGAAAUCUAACCCUGAAGUGAGGAGAUGGACUCACUGACUGAGAAAGAAGAGUGAGGAGGAGGAGGAGAGAUGAUACUCAUUUGAUCAUAUUAUCUUAACUUGAUGUAAUGUGAUCAGGAAAAAAAAAAAUAUAUAUAUAUAUAUACACAGUAUGUACCACAAUUAAUCAUGACUCCAUUUUAUGUAUGUUUUCAUUUAUAUCUUGAAAUAUUUUCAAGUGUUAAAGCAGUGUUGGGUGCAAGUCUUUCAUGGAAAUGACCAUGUUGAGCAGUGAGACGUGAAUAAAAGUGGAUGCAGAGGAGAGAGAGAUUACACAGGAAAGUUAAGAGUAGGCUGGGAUAGGCUGAAAUAAAGAGUUGUUCAAGUUAUUUUGAAGACACAACUUCAAAAUAAAAGUAUUGUGUGAGACAAGGAGUCUUUCGUAUCUAGGGCUUACAUCCAUUCCGUAUUUUUCACGCUUGUGAAGUGAAUAUAGCCGACAUAACUAAUACAGCCAUUAGCAUACUAGUUUUCUUUUCCAUUUUGGCAAAGGUCCGAGCGCAUCUUAAGAAAAAGAAAAAUUGCCAAGCCUUCUUUUCUUCUGAUUUUUUGGCACAUGAGAUGGACAUGGCACACAUCACUCACAUCAGCAGUAUGAAAGGUCAGAUCUGUUGUGUGGCAAAAUGAAAAUCAAGCUGCUCUAGAGCUUUCAUGUAGCCAACAGGCUUUCUGUCUUGAGUGCACAAAGGUAUAGUUGGCUGAAAACACAAGCAGGGCCAAGGUUCACCUUAUCAAACUGGAUCAAAAUUCAUUUUAGGAUUUGAACCUAUGACCUUCUGACCCCCGAGCAAAGUCCCUGCAGAGUGAACUUUUUCUGUUUCCCUUCAACAUCAAGAGUUUGUUGUCAUGAUAUUUGUGAGAAAGUCAAAUCCUAAGUCAUCAUAUAACAAGACCUGUUGUAAAUUAAAUCCAAGCCUAUUCCAUUGCUCCAUGUACCACAACACCCCCCAGGAAUAUAGCUGCAGAUACUUAAAGAGGGAGUAUUAUGCACCACCUUCACACUCCUCUCAUACAGGUGAUAUUUUUUCAUGUGGUGCAGCGCGAUGAGCAUUAAACUGCGCAUGGAGGAGCAUUAAAUAAGGUUGAAUUAAGUAUCUGACCUUCAGCUUUAACGCAGAGCACACAUUGAUUUAGAGUGUGACUGACAGCACCCCAGCUCAGAGAGAACCAUUACAUUUUAUUUUUCGUUAACACAGGGGCACCACCUUCUUUCAAAAUUUCUGCAGUCGUGGUAAAAAGAAAAAAACUUUUAGAAAAACUGUACCCUGUGGAACGUCUUGCUCGGGGCCUGUUGGUCCUUGGCCCCAAAGAGAUCAAUUAACUCUGGAUCACAGUGAUUCACAGGGUCCACGUCUACCUAGCCUGUUUUUUUCAAUACAUCUCACAUCUCCCCCCUGUAGUCAGGCAGGCCGCGCUGACAGGCAACACUUUUCUCUGUAACCUCCCCUGACAGGGUGAGAACAUAUCCAUCAAACAGAGGCUACCGCGACUGACAAGCUUGGUGCUAGACAGCCUGUCAGACCGGGGCUGUGUUCCUCUCUGCACAGCUUUACCCUCAUUUUUAUCUAGCUCCUUGUGUUUUUUACACUCCCUUUUGACUGUCUUUCACCCCAAACGACUCCCCUCCUUCUUCCUACAGAUCAAUAUCUCUGUUUCUCUCAUAUAUAUUUGUUUGAAGUCGCCCUUCUCUUUAAACUAAACUCUGUCCACAUCACAUUUUAAUAUCUGAGAUACCUUCUCUUAUGGCCAACGCAAUAUUCAUGCAAUUUCACGGCGCUUGAGUUCAAGUUCUUUUUCUUUUAACCUACUCACCUUUCUUUUUGUCUUUUCCAUAACCUUCUGUAUUACGCAUUUGUCUCUACAGAUGUACAAUGUCCCGGCUUACAAGUGGAUGAGUGGAAGUUUCCUCAGACUGCUCAGCACAAUGUAACAGGUAAAAAAAGACUGCAAAAUGGACAGAUUUCCCUUUUCUUCAGUUUUAUGUAUGUGGGUGUUCAUGAGUGUCAUUUCUCAUCAGGUUUUAAUCUGGUGAGGCGAUUCGCGCUGCUCAAGAGUGCAGAUGUCAAGAAGAUACGCAACCCUCGUGGACCAGUCAUCCUCCGCCUGGGUAAAACAGCACUCCUACGCCCAACGGAGUAAGUAUACAGUUCAUGCACCUCACUUGCUCUUUUCCCAGCAACCUAGAGAUGAUAUACAUCGUGCACGAUCACAAUGUGUAGAGCUGUGGGAGGUACAGAUGUAUAACAGGAACUAAAGGGAAUUUUUCAUCUCUCUGUGGGCCCGCGUUGAUGGAUGCUGGCUUUUCACGCCACGUCUCAACAAAGAGUAAAACAGUCUGAACACCCCUACAGCGAGCCAGCCUCUGAGCUCGCGCUCGGCAUGUCGGCAUUGUCCGACGGUUGCAAACACAUGGCAAACUGUGCUCCACGGGUCAAACUCUGAUUGCAUUUCCAGAAGUACCACUUCAUUUCCCUCGCCGCUGACACUGGCUUGUAAAAAGCUUGUAACUACUCUUUGGUUUUCCUGUUUUAACCACAAAUACUUUACGCUAGUCGUUUUCAGUCACAAGUCUUAAUUUCUUUAGCACUAACUAUUACUGUGAUGCUGUAAUAAGCUGACAUGAUGUAGUGACUUGUAAAAAGAUAGAGCAGUUUCUAUGGUAGAAAGUCAACAGCUGCAUUUUAGAGCCUGAGCUUCUUGUAAACGUAAUUUUUGUCAAAGAAACCAGCAGCUAUAAAGCCAAACGGCGCACAGCUUUCUUGCACAACACGAUUUUUGAACUUGACAUAGUGUAAUUAUGCUUUUCAUGUCUAUAUUAUACUGUUAAUGGCUUUGGUGUGUGUUUAGGGUUCGUGACAAGUGCUUAUUAGGGGUUAUGUGCUCCUUCAGUUGUAGCGAAUUUGAGCUGUUUCUCGCAAGUCUUUGCUCCUCUCUACCCACAACAAAGACGUUUUCUCGAACCUGUCAAUUGGGUUAGCUCCGAGUGUUUUAUCAGCAAGUCCAGCGCUGUGAGCUUCACUUGCCUGAAGGCCUGAUAAAUCUGUCUACAAAACACACUUUAAUGGUGGAGACAUUUUUGCUCUCAAAGCGUCUGAUAAAUUGUUUGUCGCUGGCUUUGAGAGAGGUUGUCCUUUAGAAAAAAAGAAAAAAAGCGAAAAACACCAUAAAACUGUCACUCCUCAGGAAAUCAGUAUCUUUGAGCUAAAGAGGAAAAUUCAAGAUGUUUUUGUUUUGCCUCUAACCAUACAGGGGGAGGACAAGGAACACGGAUCUUUGUCUCGUCUGCGAUGCUGCUGGUUUGGGAUUUUGUUGCAGUGCAGCGUUUAUUGAAAUGUGGAUGCUACUGGGAGUUUCGCUGUCAGUUUUAACCGUAGCAACACCACCUUAGUGAUUUCUUUUAAACUGAGACAGACAGUAAUCAAUGUCAGCACAUCAGCUUCGCCUGGGAGAAGUCUUUAUUCCGCGUCUCUUUGUGCCGUGAAACUUAGCGUCGCUUUUCCCAAAGUCACAAAACAGACUCCAAUGAUCGGUUUUCGUUUCUCCUUUGCGUUUUUGUCUCUCUUAAAUGCGCGUAGGGCCGAUCAGGACCACCUGUGAUUAUCAGUCAGUCAUGAUAAAACCUGUCUUAAAUAACUUGCCAUAACUUUUAAGGGUCUUUUCCGUACUUUCGCUUGACAAAAUCGUAUUUUAUGGAAAAGAAAGUGAAGGAAGAAAAAUAGAUGCACGAUAAAAUGGAAACUGUGUAAGGAAACAGAAGGGUUAAAGGUUGAAAGCCAGGCAAUAAGUGAACGCAUCAGAACAAACCCUCAGGCUUGUUCUUUGGCAUUCCCUCUCGAUCACAGUGUGAGUGUGUUUUCUUCCAUGUGCUAAUUUGUAUGUUUGGGCUAGUCUGCUCGGAUCUGUCUGUUGUAAACUGUGUGUGCAGAGUUGUGGCGUCUUGCGAUGAAUUUCUGGCUCCAAAGUUUUCUAUAUCUCUCAAUCUGUGUGAUAAAUGGCUCCCAUCCAGCACAAGCGCCCCCGUCACUCAAAAAGGUUUUUAAUUCAGCAUCUGUAAGGUUGUCUGUGGUGCGAAUCCUGAGACGUGUGCACAUUAAUUGGAAAGCAGCGGUUUGCUUUGUAUCAGAGGCUAAUCCGUUCAGCUAAUCCAAGCUAACAGAGCAGAGUGACAGGCAGAUGAAGCCAAUUGUCUCAGUUGUACGCUGACAGGGAAAUGGGAACCAGGCACAGCUGGAGACAUGCAUUUUAAUUUCAGUAGAAUAUAAUGUGAUUGCUUCAGGCCUGUUUUUUUUCUGCAGCUAUACAGUAUGCAUGAUUGAAAGGAAGCUGUUCUGUGAUAUAGCAGUGAGGUCAAGAUUACAUUGCGCUCAUGACAGAAUACAAAUGCACUGGGUAAAAUGAAUGCUGCACAUCACCAAGCAAACGUGGGAGAACUUAAGCGUCGUCUGGAAAUUACUCCAGCGAUGCAAUUAGAUUGGAUUCUUAUUAGAGAUAGACAACAUAAGAGCAAAGAAAGAGUAUUUUUAUUUUGAGCCAAAGAUCAUAAAGAUCAAAAAUGUAGGAGGUGAAUAAAAAACUGGAUAAACAGAAGAAUAGUGAUUUUAGUUUGAGGGAAAAUGGGGAUGGCAGAUCGAGGGCAUGGGUCAGUGGAGAUUGGUUAACAUUUACUUUUCCAGAGAUAUUUCAGUUUACCUCUGCAGAAGGCGAAUAAUUGCUUGUCUGACAAGCACUGAAUCCCUGGUACAUAAUGUCCAGACUGAAUGUAUUAGCAGUGAAAAAUCUGCACUUAUCUUCUAUUACCACCAAUCAUGGUAAUGUCGGUGAGGGAUUUUUUCAUUUAUUUUUUUAAUAUAUAACUCUUAACUAUAUCUAUGGCGUGGUUGUGAACAUAUACAGUGGGUACGGAAAGUAUUCAUAUCCCUUUAAACUUUUCACUCUUUGUUUAAUUGCAGCCAUUUGCUAAAAUCAAAAAAGCUCAUUUAAUUUCUCAUUAAUGUACACUCAGCAUCCCAUCUUGACAGAAAAAAACAGAUAUGUAGAAAGUUUUGCAAAUUUAUUAAAAAAGAAAAAACUGAAAUAUCACAUGGUCAUAAGUAUUCAGACCCUUUGCUCAGUACUGAGUAGAAACACCCUUUAGAGCUAGUACAGCCAUGAGUCUUCUUGGGAAUGAUGCAACAAGUUUUUCACACCUGGAUUUGGGGAUCCUCUGCCAUUCUUCCUUGCAGAUCCUCUCCAGUUCUGUCAGGUUGGAUGGUGAACGUUGGUGGACAGCCAUUUUCAGGUCUUUCCAGAGAUGCUCAAUUGGGUUUAGGUCAGGGAACGGUCACAGAGUUGUUCCCAAGCCACUCCUUUGUUAUUUUAGCUGUGUGCUUAGGGUCGUUGCCUUGUUGGAAGGUGAACCUUCGGCCCAGUCUGAGGUCCUGAGCACUUUGGAAGAGGUUUUCUUCCAGGAUAUCUCUGCACUUCAUUCAUCUUUCCUUUUACUGCAACCAAGCAUCCUGUCCCUGCAGAUGAAAAACACCCCCAUAGCAUGAUGCUGCCACCACCAUGUUUCACUGUUGGGAUUGUAUUGGGCAGGUGAUGAGCAGUGCCUGGUUUUCUCCAUACAUGCCGCUUAGAAUUAGUGCCAAAAAGUUCAAUCUUUGUCUCAUCAGACCACAGAAUCUUAUUUCUCAUCGUCUGGGAGUCCUUUCAUAUGUCUUGCACUGAGGAGAGGCUUCUGUUGGGCCACUCUGCCAUAAAGCCCGACUGGUGGAGGGCUGCAGUAAUAGUUGACUUUGUGGUACUUUCUCCCAUCUCCCUACUGCAUCUCUGGAGCUCAGCCACAGUGAUCUUUGGGUUCUUCUUCACCUCUCUCACCAAGGCUCUUCUCCCAUGGUUGCUCAGUUUGGCUGGACGGCCAGGUCUAGGAAGAGUUCUGGUUGUUCCAAACUUCUUCCAUUUAAGGAUUAUGGAGGCCACUGUGCUCUUAGGAAUUUUGAGUGCCGCAGAAAUUCUUUUGUAACCUUGGCCAAAUCUGUGCCUUGCCACAAUUCUGUCUCUGAGCUCCUUGGGCAGUUCCUUCACUCUUGCAAACCUCAUGAUUCUCAUUUGCUCUGACAUGCACUGUAAGCUGUGAGGUCUUAGACAUGUGUGUGCCUUUACUAGUCAAGUCCAAUCAGUUUAAUUAAACACAGCUGGACUCCAAUCAAGGAGUAGAACCAUCUCAAGGAGGAUCAGAAGAAAUGGACAGCAUGUGAGGUAAAUAUGAGUGUCACAGCAAACGGUCUGAAUAGUUAUGACCAUGUGAUAUUUCAGUUUUUCUUUUUUAAUAAAUUAGCAAAAAUUUCUACAUUUCAGGGAUGCUGAGUGUACAUUAAUGAGAAAUAAAUGAACUUUUUUGAUUUUAGCAAGUGCCUGCAAUGAAACAAAGAUUGAAAAGUUUAUAGGGGUCUGAAUACUUUCCGUACCCACUGUAAAUCAGCAGACAGGGUGUAUUUGUGCAGCUUGUAGGCACAAGUGCAUAGAUUUUUGAUGUGUCAUUAGCAUGUUUUGAGAUUUUCCAUUGACAAAUGGUUGGUUAGUUGGUCGGCAGGCUGUUUCAUUGAUUCAGUUCACAGUAAAAAACCUUUAGAGGGAUUUGUACAAACUUUGAUGGGUCCACAGAGGAUGUAGUGACAAUUCCUAUACUGAAGCCACUCCUGGCUGCUAAUGGGUCUCUUGUUUGGACGUGUACUCCAUGAAGAUAACAAAGUCUGGUCCUCUAUAGUUCUGAUGCGUUUCAUUGUUUUACCACAGUUUUUUGUUAUUUAUCGCGUCCGUUAAGCAGAUGGUAACAAUUCUACACAUAAAUCAUAAAAUAAAAAGAACUUAAUCAUUAAUCAGAUUGCAGUCAAAAACUGUUUGCUUAACCAGCAGCAUCCUUGACACAGUAAUCACUGAACUUAAAACACCUGUGGCCAGACUCAGCUGCCUCCAAAAUCCCUCUUGGCUGCCCUCUAGUGACUAGGAGGAGCAUUACCUUUCAAAUACAAGCUAUGGCUCUUACAGAGGAUACAUGUUGGUUUGGUGAUAUUCCUGACUUCUUCUCGUAUCAUACUAAGAAAGACUUACUGAAGAUUUAAUUGAAAUUUAAUACCUACAGGAGAUGUUUCUGUUUUUUUUUAUAUGUCCAUUGAUACGUACUUUAAGAUGAAUAAUUCCAAAUGGACAGAAAUGACCUCUUGCGUGGUAUACUGUACUUUUAUAGAUCAGAAGGUGGUGAAGAGGAUACUGUUCAAGAUCCCUGUGUUUUCAGAGAAAAACCUUUUGGCUACUUCUCACAAAAAAACACACCUAUGUCGAUAUCUAUCUAUAUCCGUCCCAAUAUCACAAAGGAGGAGUUCAGUCAGAGGGUUCUUUUGACAAAAUACGAAAGUUUUCGACUAUAUCUUCUGAGAGUCCUUGCGAAGUAGCUGGUGAAGCCUUAAACAACAACUUAAAGAACUCACAGGCUCUCUCUGUCACACACAGCACACUUCCUAAGUGUUAUAGGCAUCAGUUCAACUCCUGACUGGGCUCCAGAUUAAAGGAGACUGCAGUCAGAUAAGGGUAAUUUAGGGGACAAAAGUCUCCCUGUAGAAGAAAGUAACAGAUAUAAAGCGCAAAUUGACAGGUUGGCAGAGGCAUACACUAUGUGGCAGUAUAUUUUUUUAACAAAGUUGUCAAGGCAUGUGAUACUUUUCCCUGUGUAAAGCUGCGUACGUAUUUAUUAAAAUAAAGAAAGUAAGAAAACAGCCACAAGGGCAAAUGCAAAGUCAAACAACAUUUGGCCACUAUAGCUUGUGAAUCUAUAUUUAUUUUUUUCACUUCUGUGAAUCAGCUUCAAGCUGUUUAAAAUUCUUUUCAGACAGGUAUGUAUAAUUCAUCCAGGGAUAGAAACCUUCUCCACUGAAGGCAAUUGAUUCAAGCACAGCCAGAACCCAGCAGAAGAGUUCCUAUAUACCUCUCCAGGUGAUAUUCCCAUCUUUAACCAGAGAUCUACUUUUUCUACAUUGGAUUUCCCCUCUUCCUCUGUGCCUGUCUGACUUGCACUGACUUUCUGCUUCUCUACUUCUCUUUUUUUUUUUUAAAUAACAGGAGCAAAAGUAACUUUUCUGUCCAAGUUGAAAGAGCAGAGAUCUGAGUGUGUCUGCUUCAGCCCACACCGUGUGGUUUAUCUCCCUGUUGCAUGUUGGUGUGUUUGUAGGGGUUAUUUUUCCCCAGGAUUGAAAGGUCAAGGUGAGGUACUUUAAAGUUAAGAGUCAGGAGUUUGUGAGUGGUUUUGUGCCCUGCAGCCCAUGACACUAAAUCGACAGUAAAACAACUCCACUCUAAACACUUGUUUCUCUCUUUUCUGUUUCUUUUUUCUUUUAUAUUUUCCAUUUUUCUGUUGGCCCUCCUCAUACACAACUCACUUUCAAGUGUACAAAUACACUUUUCUGUGUUUCUAAUAAACGCCUCACACUUUCUUAUAGCAAACACAGAAGUCCUCUGUCCAUCUCCUUUUGUUUUCUCUCAUUUCCUUCAUCUCCUUUUGUCUUUCUGUGUCUCUUUGGGUCUCUGAUGUUUUCCCUUCUUCACCUUUUUUCUUCUACUCACCCUUUCUUUGUUUUGACGUCCUGUAGUUGGCUGUUUUCCCUUGGAUCUUUCCUCAGUCAUAAAUCACUGUCACCCCACUUCUCGGAGUGGGAAACCAGCUGCCAGCAUCAACAAUUCUGUGGGUGUGUGUUUGUGUGUGACUGUGUAUGUGUUUGUGCAAGAGAGAGAGAGAUAGAGAGGGAAAUGGAGCAAGAGAGAAUAUUUCAAAGUGUUCACCAUCUCAGUGAGCAUGCAUUUCACUGGGCUUGUUUGUGAACCCUUCAUCUCUCAAUACAUCCACACCCACCAAUGCAGAGAAUAUUCUACUGUGUGAGUGUAUGUGUGUAUAUUUGUGAGGGUGUGUGUACUUUAUGUGCUUAGAUGCCCUUGACCAAAACUGAGGGAUGAAGCUUGCCGGACUGUAUCAGCUAUGAAAAUUAAUGCCAGGGGGUUACACACAGCAGGCUUUGCAUUGUGCUUCUGGCUGCAGGCACACAAUAUGGAGAGACAAGCUAGAGGGAAUAAAUAUAGGGAAAAAUAUGCACUGAAUACAAAACAGCUCACAUAGGAAACACUCAUGAGAUUGCCUCGUCAGAGUUGUCACAAAGUCUUCAAGAAAAACCCGUCCAAGGGAAAAUUAGUAUUAAUUUGUCAAAAGUUUAAAAGGAAUGUAACAUGAGCUUUGGAGCUAAAAACUUUCUGAAUCCAAAGUUUUAAUUUCUCCACAGGGAAAUUUGUUCCAACAGCAAACACUUGUUGGAUUUCUUUAAAAAGCAACAACAAACAAACUAAAAAAAAAAGGACAUACUAAAUAGCCUAAAUCUGGAAACAUUUGCACAUUCAUGCUCAGACGUGUGUAAUUUAGCAUCCUCAGUUCGUAACUUGGGUAUUUUUAUUAUUCUGUACAAGCUUGUUUGUUGUCUUUGAAUUGGCUAAAACGUAGACAAUGGUAUAAUUUGUUUUGUUCUUGUUAGUAUCCUUUAAGUUGGCUAAUUCUUAGUUACUUGGAUAUUUUCUUAGCUAGCUUUCUUACACGCUUGCAAUCCGCUAACGCACACACUUGCUCUGCGAUCGACCCCUGUAUUCCUUCUCUGUAUACAGAGUUUGGCCUGCAUAAGGGGUGGAGCAUGGAUUGGUUACGUAGGAAAUCUCACUGUUUCUGAACCUGGGUCUGCCAGAUAUUCACAGCAAUUUGAAUGAAGAAAUACUCGGAAAAGCAAUUUCGCAUUUAGUUUUCUCAUUAUAUGUCCUGUAGCAUCAGAAAAAUGCCAUUAUGAACAUGUAGACAACAAGAAAAGCAUGAUUUUCAUCAGAGUGUGCCUGUCUGGCCUGUGGCGGGCUGAUGCGUAACUUAUAGCUUGACACAAAUUUCUGUUUAAUUAAAAGUUGCCAUUAACAAUGCUAUACCAUGUUCAGCAUUUGUUUACAAUAUUUGGUAAAUGUAUUCCUAUGAUCAAAAAUAAGACAUUUACAAAUUUUCUAAUAAUCUUUCUCAAAUAUAACACAGUAGACUGGUCAUCUACAAAGCUUAAAGAAAGUGUUAUAUUUAAGCUUGAUAUAUACCAGGUCUUCAGAGGAAAGUAACAGGGUUUGUUAGACUAGUUCUUCUUGGCAAAAUCCUCAUGUUAAAGCUCUGUUUCUAGUUCCUAACACACACUGAAUGAUUUAAAAUCUUGUAUUUCCACAGAGGACAUGGUUAGUAGCAGACGUACAAGAGUGGAGACAUUUUUGUCCAAAGUUUGCCAUUCUUUCUGCUGUACUGAGUUUCCUGACUAGAUCUUUUUGUGUUUCAGUCAGGUGUUUCCCCACGGCUUACCAGAGGAGUUCACCCUUGUCUUCACCCUGGCGUUGAAGAAAGCCGCCCUGAGAGAGACCAUCUACCUCUUCCAGAUCUCUGACCAGCAGGGUUACCCACAGGUCCUGCUCACUUCCUGUUUCCCACUCCACUUUUCCUUUCACUGCUUCUUCCUUACCUCCUCCUAACUAUCUUGCUUGAUCUCUCACCUUUUAUCCAUCAAACCUUUUGUCUAGUCAUUCUUGCCGUGUCUCAUUUAUCUUCUGCACGCUCACACUUCCACUUUUAAUUUAUCUCUCUCAGUGACACCUUUUCAGUUCUCUCCUGCUUUCAUUCCAGGCCUCUUUUGUCCCGUCUUAUUCUUCUUCCUCUUUCUCACUCGCUGUCUCUCCGGCAUCUUCCCUCCAUCAUCUUCCGCUCACCUCUUUCAUUCACCUUCAUUGUUAUUCAUGUGUGUUUCAUGAUGAAGCACUGGAGUCCCUCAGAGUCCCUAUAAUCACUGAGAGUCUGAGGCCAGAUUUAAAUACUCAAUGUGUAUGAUGGAUGGGGCCAAGUCUCCUCAUUAGGAGUGAUUGAUCGGCUGUACAGCUUGCGUGUGUAAUUAAUAUGUCUUCGCCUUUACUCUAACUCUACAGAGCUUCUGUGUCCUACAGCUCUGUAAGCUGGUCGCAGCAUGUACGUUUUACUUGUUAAAGCCAUAGACAUCCUUAUACAGAUAGUUUUUCCAAUUAAGCACUCAUUUUGGUGAUUAAUUAGCACUCCUUCCUCCUCCCACACCACUCACUGUUAACUCCCCACUCCCUUAUAUCACCACUUCAGCUCUCCGUAGACUUCAACGGCCCCGAUGGCACUCUGUCCCUGCGUGCCAGGGGAGUAGACCCCACUGUUGACCCUGUGAGCUGCGUUUUCUCCGGGGAAGGAGUGGAGGCCCUGAUGGAUUUCCGUUGGCACAAGGUGGCUCUGAGUGUGCAGCAAGAUUCUGUAUCCCUCCACGUAGACUGCAGCUCCAUUGAAACCAAACCUCUGGAUCCACGUGGACCUCUGCCCAUCGAUGGACACACACUGCUGGGCGUCAGGGCUUCUGAUGCUGGCGCUGCGCAGGUAUGGAACCAAGGACUUAAACUAAACUUAUAAGUCAUUCAAGGAUUUGCCUAGAUCUUUUACAGACCAUAAAAAACCUCUGAGAGUUUCCUUCAUGCUUUUUUGUAUGUUUCUGUAUUUUCUGUCCAAGCUUUAUGCAUAAAAGACUUAAAGCUUCACCCAAAUGUGACAAUUUAUUGAGGCGGUCUCAUUUAUUUCUGAUCAUGAAAGGAAAGCACACCAUCAGAAGAAAGGGUUUGUGGUGAGCCAGGGCUAUUUACGCUAAAUAGAUUCAGUAAUCCAGGCAUUUAGUCUGGCAUACUUUAAAAGCAGACAGUCUCUGCUGCUAAUACUGAAAGGAAGUGCUCACAGAUGCAUGCACUUGACUAUACACAACACAGACUCUGAGCCUUAGUUAAAGCCUCAGUUAAAGUUUAUUAGUAGAUGAUUAAGUAAACGGUCUGGGAUGUUUGAAGGCCUGCAGGUUCAAAUCAUCAUCUUCUUUUCUUCCUCUCUUUCUUAGAUGGAUAUCCAGCAGGUGAUGCUGUAUUGUGACCCUUCCCUUGCCAUCCAGGAGGCCUGCUGUGAGAUACCUGGGGCACGGGUGAGAUUGGCUGGCUGAUUGUCAAACAGAUCGAAACAAAACAGAACAUUUUAAAACCUGGAGAUGAAAGUAAAGGUUCAUUAUGUGGCUUAAUUACCCUGAUUUUCUCUCACACAUGAUGACUGAUUUGUGCUCACAACACAUUUGUGCUCUGAAAACCUGGCUGUAGCCAGUUGCUGAUUGUCUCGGCAUAGCAAAAGAUGUUUACACAUGCUAAUGUCAAGAAAUCCACUUACCAGCAACUCUAAAAAAACAUUUAUUAUUCACUUGAAAUGAAACUAAAACAAGAAUCACAAUCUUUCAGAAGAAGGUUUUAUGAUAAGUUGUUUACUAGCCUGAAGCAGUGUCUUUCUGGAGGGUUGGCGCACUGCUGGAAUGUGAUUCCAAUUAUACAUACUAAUUUGGAAAUGACCCAUCUAACCCUGGUAAACAUUUAAUGUUGCAAUGUCUCUACAGCACAAGCUGACUGAUCUUGUUCUGUAUCAUCUUACAGAGUAUCUUAUAUAUCUUUUACAAAGGCUGCUUCAUAUCCUCUUCGUGUCUGCCUGUUGCAAUAUGGAUCAUUCCCUGAAAUGUCAAAAUAUACUGUAGAUUGAACAAGGUCAAAGUGGAUUUCCAGUUCUUAUAAUGCUCAAAUCCUUUGCUAUUCACAAACCCUCUGAGGGAGUCCUCAGUGCUGCUAAGGUUUCUCAACAAGGGACUCAAACCUCUUGAGCCUGGGUAAAGGCACCCGCUUAAGGCAGGUGGCCUUUUCAAACCCAAAUUAUCUGUCAAACCGAGGCCUCUACUUUGGAUUGAACUCUCUGGAUCACGGUCCUCAAACCCAUCGCAUUCAAACAGCUGUUUUGUUGCUUUUGCUCUUCAACUCUUUAUCAAACCAUUGAGCGUUUUUGAACAUUUUGUCGCAACUUCAAUUCAAUUUAGUAUAUUCAAUUUAUUUGUUAGGGACAUUAACAAAGUGCAACUGUUAAUAAUCAAUAUGUGAUGCCUAAUUAGUGUUUGUCUAGUUUGGGUUUGUAAUCGAGAUCUACACCUGAUUUCCUAAACUCAUUUACUACCUAACUUUCUUCCGCCUCUGCUGUAAACACUCAGUUCAGCUAUAAUCAAAAACACCAGAGAAGAGGAGUAAAGAAUUAUGAACUUGUGAGCAAAUUAUGAAGCUGUGCAUGUAAACGCCCUAAGAUGUUUACAUGCACUUCAAUUGUCCAGUCUUAAUCGGAGUAAGGCAAAGAUUUGGUUUUUUUGAGUGUCAUGUAAAUGUACUGACUGUGCCUCUCUGAUUGUGUUGAUGUUUGGAUGAAAACGAGUCUUAUUUAUGUGCAAAGUGACCUUUUUUGAUAAAGAAACUUAUAUGCCUAUUCAUAUAAGAUGGGUGUCUUCACUGAAAGAGAUAAUACUGUAUCAUCAGUAUAAACCUAACAACCAGUCCUUAGAUAGCUUUCAGGUAGAUCAUUAAUAAUGGCUAAAAUCAAUGGGCUUAAUAUCGUGCCUUGGGGAAUACCUUUUUUAUUUUAUUUUAUUGAGGAGUAAACUCCCAGACAAAGCUUAUUUGAACUCCUCCUGCUUACUAUGACUUAUCACUUGCAAGCGAGGUGGAAAAAAUAUAGUUUCCCUUAGUUGUCAUGUAUUAAAAAGGGGGCACAGAGUGGAGGACACAAUGGCAUGACACCAAUUCAGUUGUCAAAGAGGGUUUGAUAAAGUUCAGGCAAAGGUUGGUACACAAAAAGGCUGUCAGGUCAGGCAGAGGUAUCAAAAAUGUGAGGCAAAGGCCCGAAAAAGGCAGGCAAAGGUAUUUCACAGCUUGGCAAUAAUUAUGAAUAAAUAUUGGAGAGAGACAAGAAGUGCAACAAACUGGCCUCGAGACUGUGAGACACACAAGGUUAAAUACAAGAGGUAAUCAGAGUGAUGGGAAACAGGUGGGGAGACACAAUCAGGCUGCAGGUGUGACAAGACGGGGGCAGGGCAGACCAGACAGGAACAAAUCUAGAGGACAGAAACAAGGGUUAGUGAUCUAUAGGAUAAAACAGGAAAUGCAAGACAUGAAACAAAACAUGAAUGUGCAGAAAUAAAGGACACUUAACCAAACAUGAAUUUACUGUAAAAGAAAAGAGUAACUUGUCUGACAUGACAAAACCAGCUCUUAGAGCCUACCUUUGAGCUACCAUCACAUAAUUACUAAACACGACUUGUUGCUGCCUUACAGCAAAAAUCAUUGAAUGUUACUUUGCAAUGACUGCAAGGGAGGCUAGGUUUGCAGUACCAGAAUCAACCAUCCUAAAUAGUUUGUGUAUUUUCUCAGGAGGCUCAUACUUGUUAAUUAGCAAAACUUUGUCUCCAUGUUUUGUUUUGCUCAUUAUAAUCCUCCAAAUGACUUUGUGUGGUCAGAAAAAAAUACAAAGCUGCCCACAUAAGGUUUUUUAAGGAAAGUUUUCUGACCUUGUUCGUCAAAUCAUUGAUUUUGAAUGCAACAGAUGCUAAUAAGCCGGUCUUAUGCAAGUCAAAAAUUCUCUUAGAAGCAUAUGGGUAUAAUGUAUACAAACUGACUGGGGCUUAGAGUAAUCCCAUUGUAGGCAAUUAUGUUACAUCGCCUAUGGUUUUCUAAUAUUGUUUGUACUGUGCGACUGUGACUAAAGCCUAAUUGAAACUCUCCCUUGCAGCUUGAGAAAUAUCUCUAUUUAUGUGUCCAGGAUUCUCCUCCUUUUCUUUCACCUCUCCUCUCAGCCUGUAUUUUUGUUCAGGUAUUGUUUACCGGCUUUAGACAAAAGCCUGAUAAAAUAGAAAACAGAUUUAUUGGACCUAAAUACAACAGCAGGUUUCUGUUCGACAGGAUAAGAUAGAGCGGGUGAUCAUUCAGUUAUGGAAAGAAUUUCAAACAGCCAGUUCUUGGGUUUAUUUUUAAGCUGCAGGUAUUUUUUUAUGCUCAGCCAACUUUUUUUUUUUUUUCUUUUUUACAGAAGUCUCCAGCGUGUCUGUGCGUACGUGUUUGUGUGUGAAUGCAGAUGUGUUUAUUUCAUUAUCAAACACACUGUAAAGAGGGAUGCAAACAGGGUUAGAAGUUCUCUCAGGCAUCUGAAACUUUGGAGUCCUCUAGAGAAAGGGAAGAGUGUUACAAAAUUGAAAAGGAGUUAGGGUAAAGCAUUUUGGAGGAAAAGCUCUUCUACUCGAGGCUUUCAUGCUGCGGGGUUCCCCCCGAGCAGCUUUUAUGUUUGAAAUGUGAAGUUUAGGUCAUGAGUUCACAGGUGUUGACACUCACGGACAUGCUCACACCAAAAAAGCUUUAGCAUCUUGAGAAAGGAAAGAAAUGGAGUGAUCUUAUCUGACAGCAUUGUGUCACUACAGCAGUAUAAUUAAAUGGCUCAGAAAGGCAGGUUCAAGACUAGAUGUUGAUUUAAUUUUUCAGGUAUGACAUUUGAGCUAGUUUAAAAAAAAUAAUAACAAUAAUAUAAUAAUAAAAAAACAAAACAGAACCAGAUAAGCUAUUACUUUCUGAAAAAAUGCCAUAAAUUAUUAAGUUUUUAUGAUUUACUUUUGUCUCACAUAUGCUGAUGCGAAUAGCCAACCAUAGUUUAGUUUUUUAAUGGUGUCCAAUAAAAUUUCAGGGGGGGGAAAUCUCUGGGACUGGGGCACCCUCGGCUCCACCCUAAAGCCACCCCUGAACCUGCAUCUCUCCUCUUCUAACUGUGGCGUGACCUGCCCCCUUCCUACAGUUUCUUUGUGUCUUUUUGUGUCUGAUCUUUUGGAAAGACUCGACAGCAGAUUCCCAAAUAACACAAUUUGAGUUCUGAAUGAUCAGUCAUCACAAAAAGAUGAUACCUGUGUGGCCAAGGUGAUUAAAAAUGUGAGAAAAACAGCAACCAGCUUAAAAAAUGUGAGGGAUUGUAUUGUUAAUUCUGUUUUUUGGGGGUUUCUAAUUAUGUGUCCCUUGUCUUUUUUUGCAGUGCCCACCAGAUACUCCCAAGAACCGCCGUGCUGCUGAAAACGACUUGUUGGAAAACACCUUCAGCCAG